Molecule: messenger RNA, 1560 nt
Organism: Fragaria vesca subsp. vesca
Lineage: Eukaryota; Viridiplantae; Streptophyta; Magnoliopsida; Rosales; Rosaceae
Exons: 1
Coding region: 1-1560 (519 amino acids)
Biological process (GO): defense response
Source: RefSeq, a predicted model, not a curated record
AUGUCGAUCCUGGCCCCAUUCCAGCUCCUGGAACUCAAUGUGAUAUCGGCGCAGGACCUUGCACCGGUAUCACGUUCCAUGCGGACGUACGCCAUUGCAUGGGUGCACCCGGAUCGCAAGUUGUCGACCCGGGUGGACACGCACGGCCACAACAACCCUACAUGGAACGACAAGUUCGUGUUCCGGGUCGACGAGGACUUCUUGCAUGAAGACACCUCUGCCGUGAUGAUCGAGAUCUACGCGCUCCACUGGUUCAAAGACGUCCACGUCGGCACCAUCCGUGUCCUCGUCGGCAAUCUCAUCCAAACUCCGGCGAAGCCCCACCACCACCACCCCCAGCUAGGCAUGCGCUUCGUCGCAUUACAGGUCCGGCGGCCCUCCGGGCGGCCACAGGGGAUAUUGAACAUCGGGGUUGCCCUUCUUCAUAGCUCCAUGAGAAGCAUGCCUUUGUAUUCUCAGCUCAACUCAUCCGCCGUGGGAUAUAAACAACUGAUGGGAGAGGACGACCCGCCGAGGAGUCAAACCCAACAGUCAACGUUUUCGAAGCCGGAGCUGAGGCGGAGCAAGAGUGAUUGCAGUUCCAUGUUGGGGUCGGACCUCCGGUCCAAGGAGUUUAACAAGAAGGACAAAAAGGGAAGUUCAAAAUCAAGCUCGGUGGUCAGCGGGUCGGAGGUCAGCGGUAGGAAGUAUAAGAAGGGCCGAUCCAAGGCCAGCUCGUUAAUCAACGGCUCAGAACUCAUCAAGGGCAGGGGUAGAAAAGGAAAAGCAAGCUCCGUGGUCAGCGCGUCUGACGUCAGCUGGAAGGGCAAAAAGGGUAAAGCGAGCUCCAUUCUCAGCGUCUCCGACUUGGCCCCGAAAAUUGGGGGGAAAGAGAAAAAGGGGAAGGCGAGCUCUUUGCUCAGCGGGUCGGAUCCGAAACCGAACACCGGAUCCGAACCCGACGAGUCGGUUAGAAAGCACAAGAACAACGGGAAAUACAAAGUGCACGACAUCGUGGCGGCGUGGCCGUUAUCGAAGCCGUCGCCGAAGUACGUGGAGAGUUACGGAACUACCCCUGCGCGGAGGUCGUCGGUUCCGGGAAAGUCGCCGUUUAAGAUGGGGACGUACGAGACGCCGCGGAAGUCGAAUCUGAUGGCGGUGCCGUAUUUGACGGAGUCGGAGCUGGGGCCGUCGCCGUCGGAGGUGGCGGCGGCGAUAGCGAGGGAGAGGGUGGACCAGGACAACGAGAGCUCGGUGGUGGUGGGGGCGUGGAACGAGGACGAGAGCGUGGAGGGGCUGCAGUCGAAGCUGGAGCGGUGGCGGACGGAGCUGCCGCCGGUGUACGACCGCGGCGACUAUUCAAGUUUGCCGAGCAGCAGCGAGGGGCGACACACGCGGCGGCACACAGACGGCGGGAACGGGCUGUUCUCGUGCUUCAGUAACAUCUGCGGCGUGGAGUGCUCCAUCGUGUGCGGCGGCUCCGGCGAGGCGAGUAAGGAGAGGAAGAAGGCGGGUAGCAGCAGCAAGAGUAGCGGGCGGGUCAGGAAAAGCCCAUCAGCGGAUGAUAUGAGCUAUGUUUGA